Molecule: messenger RNA, 804 nt
Organism: Cadophora gregata
Lineage: Eukaryota; Fungi; Ascomycota; Leotiomycetes; Helotiales; Ploettnerulaceae
Gene: FAD1
Product: 3'-phosphoadenosine 5'-phosphosulfate sulfotransferase
Exons: 3
Coding region: 1-804 (267 amino acids)
Biological process (GO): FAD biosynthetic process
Molecular function (GO): FMN adenylyltransferase activity
Source: RefSeq, a predicted model, not a curated record
AUGCCACUGCGUGCACCAGAGGAUACCGGUGACAAAGCGCCCACCGUUAAUGGCCACGAUGAGACCAUCCUGCCUGUUUGCGCGAGACUCGCGGCGCGAUUGAACAUCUUCCUAGAGACCGAGGCUCCGACCCCGCUAUUGAAAGCUGUCCAGGAGCAAACCAGAGUCGCACUGGGGGUUAUCAGCACGGCGUUGGAUAGAUACAGCCUAGAAGAGAUAUCACUUUCAUACAAUGGCGGCAAAGACUGCCUCGUCCUCCUCAUUCUCCUCCUUUGCGGCCUAGCAAACUACACGAAAGGUCCACUCCCCAAAGCCCUCGCUACCGUGUACAUUAUAUCCCCGCACCCGUUUGCCGAAGUCGAUGCAUUCGUGGACGAUUCCGUUACCACAUACAGGCUAGAUCUAGCACGAUAUGCUAUGCCGAUGAAGCAGGCGUUCCAAAGAUACUUGGAAGAGAACAAGAGGGUGAAGGCUAUUCUCGUAGGGACGAGGCGGACGGAUCCUCACGGGCAGAGCUUGACGCAUUUUGACGAGACGGAUUCGGGGUGGCCAGCUUUCAUGAGGAUACAUCCUGUCAUUGACUGGCACUAUGCUGAAAUAUGGGCCUUCAUUCGGCAAAUGCAGAUUCCUUACUGUCCGUUAUACGAUCAAGGAUAUACGUCGCUGGGAGGCACAACAGAUACCCAUCCAAAUCCAGCAUUGAAGGCGGACGGAGAUACUGGCACGAAAGAGAGUAAGGUUUUCAAACCAGCAUAUGAACUGAUGGAAGAUAAUGCUGAGAGACUGGGACGGGAUUGGAAGUAA